Messenger RNA from Epithele typhae, 1557 nucleotides. Its product is annotated as ATP-sulfurylase. Lineage: Eukaryota; Fungi; Basidiomycota; Agaricomycetes; Polyporales; Epitheliaceae. The record is from RefSeq and is a predicted model, not a curated record. Gene Ontology annotation, cellular component: cytoplasm. The transcript is spliced from 8 exons. Bases 1 to 1557 code for a protein of 518 amino acids. Gene Ontology annotation, molecular function: sulfate adenylyltransferase (ATP) activity.
AUGGCCAACCCUCCCCACGGCGGUAUCCUCAAGGACCUCGUUGCCCGCGACGAGCCCCUCCGCGAGACUCUCAAGGCCGAGGCGCACACUCUUCCCGAUGUUGUCCUCACCGACCGCCAACUGUGCGAUCUCGAGUUGGUCAUGAACGGCGGCUUCUCUCCCCUCGAGGGCUUCAUGAACGAGGCGGACUACAACGGUGUCGUUGACAACCUCCGCCUCGCCGACGGCGCUCUCUUCCCCAUGCCCAUCACCCUCGAUCUCUCGCGCGAGACCAUCGACCGUCUCUCCAUUGCCGCCGGUUCCCGCGUUGUCCUCCGUGACCCUCGCGAUGACCAGGCCCUCGCGAUCAUCACCGUCGACGACAUUUACCGCCCCGACAUGGUUAAGGAGGCCAUUCAGGUCUUCGGCGCCGACGACCCUGCCCACCCCGCUGUCGCCUACCUUCGCAACAAGGUCAACGAGUUCUACGUUGGUGGCAAAGUCCAGGCGAUCCAGCCCCCCACCCACUUUGACUACGUCGCUCUCCGCUACACCCCCGCUGAGCUUCGCGCUCACUUCAAGAAGCUCGCAUGGCGCAAGGUCGUCGCCUUCCAGACGCGCAACCCCAUGCACCGUGCUCACCGUGAGCUCACUGUCCGGGCUGCGCGCCAGCGCCAGGCGAACGUCCUCGUCCACCCCGUCGUUGGUCUCACCAAGCCCGGCGAUGUCGACCACUACACCCGUGUCCGUGUCUACGAGGCCAUCAUGGCCAAGUACCCCAACGGCAUGGGUCAGCUCGCCCUCCUCCCUCUCGCGAUGCGCAUGGCGGGUCCCCGUGAGGCGGUCUGGCACGCGAUCAUCCGCAAGAACUUCGGUACGACCCACUUCAUCGUCGAUGGUCCCUUCCAGCAGAUGACCUACCUCCCCUCGACCGACGAGUACCAGCCGGUCGACGAGGUCCCCAAGGGCGUCCAGACGCUCGACAUCUCCGGCACUGAGCUCCGCCGCCGCCUCAAGACCGGCGCGCCCAUCCCCGACUGGUUCUCGUACGACGCCGUCGUCAAGACUCUCCGCGACAGGGAGACGAUCGCGAAGGCGCUCCAGGUCACCCUCAACCAGCAGGGCGGCCGCUCCGUCUCCCUCCUCCUCGGCGACACCGUCCGGCCCGAGCUCGACACCCCCUUCUCCGCCACGGCUGAGGAGCGCGCGAAGAACCUGCAGCGGCUCACCUUCGUCGCCGCCGAGCUCGCGCGCGCCGGCGCCGCCGUCGUCCUCGCGCCCACCGUGGCGUCCCAGGCCGCGCGCGACGCGGUCAAGGCGACCGUGCUCUCCCAGGCGGGUGCGGGUGGCAACUUCUUCGCGAUCGACGUCGCGACGCCGAUUGAGCACUGCGAGGCUGAGGACCGCAAGGGUGUCUACAAGCGGGCCCGCGCCGGGGAGUUCCACGGCUUCGCGGGCGUCGACGAGACCUUCGAGCCGAUCGAGCGCCCCCAGCUCGUGGUCGACAUCACGAAGCAGAACGUGCCCGAGAUCGUGCACUCGGUGGUGCUCCUGCUCGAGACGGAGUCGCUGCUCUGA